Messenger RNA from Ooceraea biroi (clonal raider ant), 15156 nucleotides. RefSeq names its product spectrin beta chain, non-erythrocytic 5 kst (gene kst). Gene Ontology annotation, molecular function: protein binding; phospholipid binding. The record is from RefSeq and is a predicted model, not a curated record. Lineage: Eukaryota; Metazoa; Arthropoda; Insecta; Hymenoptera; Formicidae.
AACAGUUGUUACCUUUUACUUUCAAUAUUUUAGUUUAGUUUCUAACAUACAUUUUCCCUUAAAUUAACAUUCAAAUGAACUCAAAUUAUAAAUAUAUAUGAGAAUGUCUAAAUAUUAGUCCAUUUUUUAGUGUAUUUAGAAAUGUGUACCUAAUUCUGUAUUUUAUUUACUCAACACAAAAGUUAUAUUAUAUAAAACCGUGCGAUUCCGAUUAAAAAUCAAGCAAUAUUUAAUGCUCCAACAUGGCAUUCAUCGGAAAAUCAAAAUUUACAACCUGUCAAGCACGUGAAAGAGCGAGAAUAAAUGCAAAGAAAACUGGCCUAAAAUACGUAAAUAAAUAUGGGCCCGAGGACCCUCUGGCACAUCACGGAGAGAGAAGUACGAUGAAAUGUGUUCGCCACAUGUGGAGUGGGGAAACUCGUUCGCCGGGCGGCGAAGGGGGGGAAACUCGUUCGCCGGGCGGAGGAGUGGGAGAACACGUUCGGCGGCGGAGGGGAAAAGAACGUUGAGAGCGAGACCGAAGUGAAGGGAAGGACCGCGCGCGAAGCGGCCCGAAGCGAGCGAGGAGCGGCUGUCGGGAGCGAAUCCGUGGCCGCUGAGGCAUUGGUGCAGAUCUCGGCUCGGUUAACGCCGGCUCGCGCGGCGAGAGAACGUGGCUCUCACGAACGCAAAAGCGAGGCGUGCGCGCGCGCGCGCGCCACUGACGUGCGUGCUCUCGGAGCGAUACGUGCGAACGCGCACUCGAAAAAACUUGCACGCUGUGUGAGCGCGAGUGCACGACGGAACCUCGGAUGCGAACGAGCGUUCGGAGUGCGUGGUUUCUUUUUUCUGUCUGGUGGAUUUUUCUGGUGACACGUGCCCAGGUGGACCCCCGGCGCCCAGUCAACGAGUGAGAGGAUCGCCGCUCCGAUUUUCGGAUAACUCGCACGCGCGCACCAAAGGGAGCUAGGAGCGCAGUAUGUGCCCGGCGCCGGGCCCAGCGCCGCACCCCCAGGAAACACCCGUAGUCUCGAAUACACCCCCACAUAUCCGCCACCGAGAGUCGACAGAUACAGGGGCGGUGCGCAGAUACAGAAGAGAAUGACUCAGAGGGAGGACGUCCUCAAGUUCGAGCAGGGCCGCAUCAAGGCCCUGCAGGAGGAACGUCUCCACAUCCAGAAGAAGACGUUCACAAAAUGGAUCAAUUCGUUUUUGUUGAAGGCGCGUAUGGAGGUGGACGAUCUGUUCACCGACCUGGCGGACGGCAAGAAGCUACUCAAACUAUUGGAGAUCAUCUCUGGCGAGCGAUUGGCCAAGCCCAACAACGGGCGCAUGCGAGUUCACAAAAUCGAGAACGUGAACAAGUCCCUGGCGUUCCUCCAUACCAAGGUCCGUCUGGAGAGUAUCGGUGCGGAGGACAUCGUGGAUGGUAAUCCCAGACUGAUCCUCGGUCUCAUCUGGACCAUCAUUCUGAGGUUCCAAAUUCAGGAGAUCGAGAUCGACGUGGACGAGGAGAACGACAGCAGCGAGAAGAAGUCUGCCAAAGAUGCUCUGCUACUCUGGUGCCAGAGAAAGACGAACGGCUAUCCCGGCGUCAACAUCCAGGACUUUACCGGGUCCUGGAGGAGCGGUCUUGGUUUCAACGCUCUCAUACACGCUCACAGACCGGACUUGGUCACUUGGUCGGAAUUACAACAAAACAAGAACAUCGAUAAUCUCAAUUAUGCCUUCGACGUUGCUAACUCGGAACUUGGCAUACCGCGGCUCCUGGACGCGGAAGACGUGGAUACCGCCAGGCCCGACGAGAAGUCGAUUAUCACCUAUGUUGCGUCUUAUUACCACACGUUCGCCAGGAUGAAGAAUGAGAUAAAGAGCGGCAAAAGAAUAGCAAAUAUUGUUGGUCAAAUGAUGGACGCCGACAAGAUGAAGAUCCACUACGAGAAGCUAACGACCGACCUGCUGGAGUGGAUCAAGAUGAAAAUCGAGGUUCUAGAGAGCCGCAGCUUUCCUAACUCGCUCGAAGGAAUCCAACGAGAACUCCUAGCCUUCAAGCAAUACCGAACGGUGGAGAAACCGCCGAAAUACAAGGAACGGUCCGAGAUAGAGGCGCUGUACUUCCACAUAAACACCCGGUUGAAAUCUCUGAACCAGCCGGCGUUCACGCCGCAGGAAGGCCAGUUGAUCCAUGAUAUCGAGCGGAAUUGGGUGGAACUGGAAAGGGCAGAGCACCGUCGCGAGGUCGCUCUGAGAACCGAACUCUUGCGGCAGGAGAGGCUCGAGCAGCUGAACUACAAAUUCGAGCGGAAGAGCGUGCUGAGAGAGGGCUACUUGAAGGAGAUGAUCCAGGUGCUGACGGAUCCCAGGUACGGCAGCAAUCUGGCGCAAGUGGACGCCACCGUGAAGAAACACGAAGCUAUCAGCGCGGACAUCUUGGCACGCGAGGAACGUUUCCACGAUUUGACGAACAUGUCCGAGGAACUGGUGCGAGAGAACUAUCACGGCCUCGAGAGGGUGCGCAGCAGGGAACAGGAGGUGUUGCAAAGGUGGAAGGAGCUGCUGGCACUGCUGGACCACCACAAGUCCAACCUGGUUGCGCUGAGCUCGCUGAUGAGUCUGAUGAGGGAGAUCGACACGACGCUGGCUUCCAUCCAAGAACUCCAGCUAAACUUUCAGAGCACCGACGUGGGCCCGCACCUGCUGGGAGUCGAGGAUCUCCUGCAGAAACAUAGUCUGCAGGAGUUGCAGGUGACGGCUCUAGGUGAGAGCCAGAGGCGACUCGGCCGACAGGCUGCUCAGCACUUGGCGCAACCUCAAAGCAAGGAAGCACCGUUGUUGCAGCAGAAGCUCGAGCUGUUGAAUAGCGCUUACGACGAACUGGUGGAGAACAGCAAGGAGCGCAAGGCUCGGCUGGAAGACGCCAGGAACUUUUUCCACUUUCUGCAGGACCACGAGGACGAGGAGUCCUGGCUAGUUGAGAAGCAGCGGAUCUGCAAGGCCGGCAUCUCCGCAAAGGACUUGCGGGCGGUAAUAUCGUUGCAGCAGAAGCACAAGGCCCUACAGGAUGAGAUGAAGGUGCGCAGGCCAAAAUCCGAGCAGCUCUGCGACGCCGGCAGGAAGCUGAUCGCCGACAAUCAUCCAUCGGCAUUGGAGAUACAAAACCGCAUAGAUUCGCUGCAGGAGCACUGGCGAGUCUUAGAGGAGCUAGCGGCAUUGAGAAAGAAACAACUGGACGACGCGGCGGAGGCGUUCCAGUUUUAUGCCGACGCGAACGAGGCGGACUCGUGGAUGAAUGAGAAAAUGGCGUUGGUCGCCUCGGAGGAUUAUGGAGUGGACGAACCGAGCGCUCAAGCUCUGCUACAGAGGCACAAGGACUUGGAGGGCGAACUUAACGCCUACAAAGGCGACGUGCAGUCCCUGAAUGCGCAAGCGGAGAAGCUCAUUAAAUCUGGCAUCUCGACGCUGGAAUUGACCGCCGAUCCAGAACCGGUUGCCGAGCUAGAACAGGAAGAAUGGAGCAAGGAGAUCAGACUGGUGCCGCAAGACGAGUGGGUGGACGAGGUGAUCGAGCGGAUGGAACCGAAGACUGUCCAGGAGGACAGACUAGUGCUACAAGUAAAGAGUCUUUAUCCCUUCAGCGGUCAGGGUAUGAACAUGGCGAAGGGCGAGGUGAUGAUUCUACUGAACAAGACUAAUCCCGAUUGGUGGAGUGUUCGAAAAUCCGACGGUACAGACGGAUUCGUCCCGGCGAAUUACGUGCGCGAGAUCGAGCCGAAAGUUGUGCAGGUUCAGGUGCGCAGACCCGAGAAGGUGAAAGUGACGCAACGCGUGAAGAAAACGAAGAUGGUGAAGCAGGUGGUACCGGUUCGGCGACUGAAGUCCAUCAAGUCUACCGUGAAGCCGAUCAAGCGGAAGGCGUCGAGCGACGGCGACAGCGUGGAGAAACGUCAGAAGAAAAUCAACGACACGUACAGCGAUCUUCAGGAACUCGCCGUGAAGCGUCACGCGCUGCUGGAGGAUGCCAUCAGACUUUACGGCUUUUAUCGGGAGUGCGACGAUUUCGAGAAGUGGAUCAAGGAUAAGGAGAAGAUGCUGAGGGUUGACGAUCCUCGCGACAACGUCGAGACAGCGAGGAGAAAGUACGAGAAGUUCCUGACGGAUCUAUCGGCCUCAGGGAAGCGAGUGGAGGCUAUAGAUAGCGCGGUCGACGAAUUCGUCCGUCAGGGUCACAGUCAGCUGGAUAAAGUCAAAGCUAGGCAAAGGCACAUUCAUCAAUUGUGGGAUCAUCUGAACUGGCUGAAAACGCAAAAGGAAAAGAGCUUGGAGGGUGCGUCUAGUGUCGAAUUAUUCAACAGGACCUGCGAUGAGGCUCACGAUUGGAUGCUGGAAAAGAUCACCCAGUUGGAUACGGCUGAACUAGGACCCGAUUUGAAGACUGUACAGGCUCUUCAGAGGAGACAUCAACAUUUGGAGCGAGAAUUGGCGCCGGUCGAGGAGAAAGUGCGGAAAGUGAAUUUGUUAGGCAACAGCGUCAAGGAUUCGUAUCCGCAUGAAUGUAAUAACGUCAACGCGAGACAAACUGAGAUCAAGGAUCUCUGGAAUAAAGUACAGACGAAGGCCAAAGAACGACGAUCUCGCUUAGAAGACGCGGUUGGCCAACAAAUCUUUAUGAAUAGCUCGAAAAAUCUAAUCAAUUGGGCUACGGACAUACAAGAGACGAUAAAAGUCGAGGAACCAGUAAGAGAUGUUGCCACGGCCGAGCAACUCAAGAAACAACACAUGGAACUUGGAGAGGAGAUACGAACCAAAGAAGAUGAAUUCCGCGAGGUCGAGGACCUCGGUCGAGAACUGUUACGUCGUAAUCCCGCCUUGGCGGAUGUACGUGAACGUCUGGACAAGCUAAACGGAUUGUAUCCAGCAGUAACCGCCGACUGGAUGACAAAAGAGGAACGGCUACGGCAAUGCCUGGAAUUGCAACAAUUUAAUCGGGAGGCCGAUCAGAUCGAAGCUACCACCAGUUCUCACGAGGCCUUCCUCGAGUUUACCGACUUGGGAGAAUCUUUGGACGAUGUCGAGGCUCUGUUGAAGCAACACGAAAAAUUCGAAAAUACUCUUCACGCGCAGGACGAUAGGCUUAAAGCGUUCAGCGAUACCGCGGACAAGUUAAUCGCUCAAAAUCAUUAUGACAAAGAUUACAUUGACGAAAGAAGAAAUCAAGUGCUAGCCCGUCGUGUGGCAGUGAAGGAUGCCGCUCAACGCCGAAGAGCAGCAUUGAAAGCGUCCGAGCAUUAUCAGCAAUUCUCAGCCGAAGUGGAUGACUUGCGCGAUUGGUUGGGCGACAAGAUGAAGACCGCGGCCGACGAGAGUUAUCGCGAUCUGAACAACCUUGAGCGCAAAUUGCAGAAGCACGAGGCUUUCGAGCGAGAACUACGUGCCAACGAAGGACAGUUAAGAGCAGUCAAUAAGGCGGGCAAAGCACUGAUAUCUGAAGAGAAUUACAGAUCGGACGACGUGGGAGAAACCCUGAAAGAUCUGAAUGACCAGUGGGACCGAUUGGUAGCGUUGUCAUUGGAAAAAGGUCGCAGAUUACGACAGGCUGCCUCGCAACAUGGAUACAAUCGCACCAUGGAAGAUGCAAGAUUGAAGCUAGAAGAAAUAGAGACCUGUCUGCAGAGCAAGCAAGUGGGCACGGAUCUCCGCAGUUGUAAGGAGCUGCUGAAGAAACAUCAGACUCUCGAGAGUGACAUGUGUCAAUGGGAGCAGAAGGUGGACGAUCUCGUGGCCAUGGGUCAGGAAAUGGUGCACGAGGGUCACUUCGACGCGGCGAACAUCCUGAAGACCAGUCAAGCCACGCAGAGAAAAUUCCGUAGCCUGAAGGAGCCGGCCAAGAGACGUCGGGAGGCGUUAGAGGAGAGUCUGCGCUUCCACAAAUUCGGUUUCGAGUUAGACGCCGAAUUACAAUGGAUCAAGGAUCAUUUGCCGCAAGCAUCUUCGACGACGCUCGGACAGAAUCUGCAUCAGGCCCAAACUUUGCACAAGAAACACAAGAAGCUGGAGGCGGAGAUCGCCGGUCACCAGUCCAUGAUAGACAAGACUUUGGCUUCUGGACAGACGCUCAUCGAUCAGGCUCAUCCGGAGAAGAAGAAGAUCCAAGAACUAUGCGAUGUUCUGGAUGAUGCAUGGAGAGACUUGCAAGAUAAAGCAGGAGAGCGUAACAAAGCGUUGGAUCUGUCCCUGAAAGCACAAGAAUUCUUUUUCGAAGCUGGCGAAGUCGAAAGUUGGCUCAACGAGAAGAACGACGUGCUUAGCUCAACCGAUUAUGGCAGAGAUCGCGAUGCCGCCACGAAAUUAUUAACGAAACACAAGGCCGUUGAACUCGAAUUAGACACGUACAACGGCAUCGUGACCGAAAUGGGACACACCGCUUCCACGAUGAUAAACUCGAAACAUCCCGACAGCAAGGCGAUAGCUAACAAGCAACAAGCGAUCGUCCAGCAAAUGCGCGCCUUGCAGCGACUGGCUGCCGUGAGACAGCAACGUUUAAUGGAGAGCAUGUACCGUCACGAGUACUUCCUGGAGAGCAGGGAGUUGGAACAAUGGAUCAAGGAGCAAGAACAAGCGGCAGCAUCCGAGGACUACGGACAAGAUUACGAGCAUUUGCUGCUGCUGCAAACGAAAUUCAACGAUUUCAAGCAUCGAAUAGAGGCUGGCUCCGAGAGGUUCAACCAGUGCGAGGAGUUGGCAAGAAAAUUAAUAGCGAACGAGAGUCCUUACAUUCAGGACAUCGAAAAGCGCCAGGAACAAUUAGGAUCUGACGAAGACAAUCCAGUACUUCAAGUACAAAAGCAACAUGAUAUAAUGAAGGAAUCAUGGCAGCACUUAUUGGGUCUCAUUCGAAAUCGCGAGCAACGAUUACAAGCGGCAGGCGAGAUUCAUCGGUUCCAUCGCGAUGUAGCGGAAGCACUAUCGCGAAUACAGGAGAAAGAGGCUGCUCUGCCCGAGGAUCUCGGUCGCGACUUGAAUUCCGUUCUAGCUUUGAUAAGGCGCCACGAAGGAUUCGAGAAUGAUCUAGUCGCUUUGGAAGCUCAGCUGCAAGUCUUAGUCGAGGAUGCAUCCAGAUUGCAAGCGCAUUAUCCGGGCAACAACGCAGUACACAUCGAUCAGCAGCAACAGAUCGUUGUCGCUCACUGGGAAGAGCUGAAGGAAAGAUCCGCUCAUCGACGGGAUCAAUUACAGGCCAGCUGUGAUCUGCAACGGUUUCUUACUCAGGUCCGAGAUUUGAUGAACUGGGCAGCUGGAUUACGCGCCACAAUGUCGACGGAGGAAAAGGUGCGGGACGCGGCCAGUGCGCAAACCUUAAAGGCCGAGCACGACGCUCUGAAGGGAGAGAUCGAAGCGAGGGAGGACAGUUUCAGCUCGGUGCUCGAUCUAGGCGAGGCCAUGGUGCAAACUGGCCAUUACGCUGCUAUGGAAGUUGAAGAGAAGUGCAACCAGUUGUUGGACGAGCGGCAGAGGCUACAUACCGCCUGGCAGCAGAAGAAGGUGCAUCUGGAUCAAUUAAUCGACCUGCACUUCUUCCUGCGAGACGCCAAGCAGCUCGACACUUUAUCCAGCACUCAGGAGGCCGCGCUGAGCGGUGACAACUUCGGAGUCUCCGUCGAGGAAGUGGACGCGCAGAUGAAGAAGCACAACGAGUUCGAGAAGCUGCUGGUCACGCACGAGGAGAAGCUGACGGCCCUACAGGAACACGGCAGCAAGCUCUUGGCACAGAAUCACUUUGACUCACCAACAAUUGCCCGACGAUUGAAUGAGGUCGUCCAGAGACGCGCGAGGAUCCGUGACCUGUGCGAUGCACGAAGAAGGAGAUUGGAAGCUAGUCUGUUGCACGCGCAGUUCGUGAGGGACGUGGGCGAGGCCGAGUCGUGGAUAGGCGAGAAGCAGAAGAAGCUGGAGGCCGAAGCGUCGAAGGGCGAGGUGUCCAGCUUGGAGGACAAGAUCAAGAAACUACAGAAGCAUCAAGCAUUCCAGGCGGAAUUGGCGGCUAAUCAAGGCAGAAUCGAAGAAAUCAGAGCGAAGGGAGAGACGCUGCUAGCGCGGAAACAUCCUGCGAGCGCGGAGAUUCGUCAACAAUUGGAACAUCUACACGCGUCCUGGCGGAAAUUGCUGUUCGAAUCUGGAAACCGGGGCAGAGGUUUGGAGGAAGCUCAAGACAUUCUGGAAUUUAAUAAUCAGGUGGAGAAGAUCGAGGCUUGGAUCAGGGACAAGGAAAUGAUGGUCCAGGCCGGUGACACCGGCAAGGAUUACGAGCACUGCUUGAGUCUUCAGCGGAAACUCGACGAUGUAGAUAGCGACAUGCGAGUGGACGAUUCUAGGAUAAAAUCAAUCAAUGCUUUGGCAGAUAAACUUAUAAAACAGGGCCGCGAUAAUGAAUCGAGAGCAAUCCAGCAACGUCGCGAUAACUUCAACAACAAGUGGAAAGGCUUGCAAGGUGCAUUAAGCGCGUAUCGCGAAAUGUUAGCGGGUGCUUUAGAGAUCCAUUUAUUCAACCGGGAUGUAGACGACACAAACCAAAGAGUUAUCGAGAAAUCAGUGGCCAUGAACACAAACGACACAGGAAAAGAUUUACCGGCUGUCGAACAAUUACAACGAAAGCAAGAAGCUAUGGAGCGAGAUAUGACUGCGAUAGAAGGCAAACUAAAGGAGCAUAAAGCGGAUGCGCGUAACUUGUCGCGCAAAUAUCCGGACAAGGCGUCUGAAAUAAACGGAAUACUGUCCGAGCUUCAGUCCAACUGGGAUGAUUUGCAGCGUCUGACUCGACAUCGACGUGACGCAUUGAACCAGGCCUACACAUUACACAAAUUCCAAGCUGAUUUGCACGAACUGGACAUUUGGGUGGCGGACACCAUCAAACGCAUGGACGAAUCCGAACCACCAACUACCAUAUCCGAAGCUGAAGCCGUACUGGAACUGCACCAAGAAAGGAAAGCAGAAAUCGAUGGCAGGAAAGAUAUAUUUAAGGGUUUGAAGGAGCAUGGCCAGAAGCUGCUGUCGAUCGACGAGGAUGUCAAGGAUAAUCUCGGACAUCUGGAAGAACUCAGGCAGACCUUGGUGAACGCCUGGGACGAUCGCAGGCAGAAAUUGACACAAGCGCAUCAACUGCAAUUGUUCAAGGAACAGGCCGAUCAAGCUGACAGCUGGUUGGCGACGAAGGAAGCGUUUCUCAACAACGACGAUCUCGGUGACUCGCUAUCAGGCGUCGAGACACUGCUGCGUAAGCACGAGGAGUUCGAGAAGAUGCUAAUGUCUCAGUUGGGACGUAUCGAAGAGCUCGAGAAGUUCGCCAAUGACAUUCUGUCGCGGGAACACGCGGACGCGGGUACAAUAAAGCAACGACUCGCCUCGGUAUGCACUAGACGGGACAAGUUGAAAAAUAGCGCGACAGCGAGAAGAAAGAAACUGCUGGAGAGCCACCACCUGCACCAGUUCCUCAGAAACAUAUACGAGGUGGAGGGGUGGUUGCAUCAGAAGCAACAGGUGGCCAGCGACGAGAAUUACAGAGACUCUUCGAACCUGCAGAGCAAGAUCCAGAAACAUGCCGCGUUCGAGAGCGAACUGAUGGCGAACAAGGGCAGAGUCGCGUCAGUGGUCAACGAGGGCGAGGCGCUCAUUGAGGAGAAUCACUACGCCUCGAAAGAGAUACAGGAACGCUUGGACGAGUUGGAAGCAGAAUGGCGCCUGCUACAGGAGACCAGCGAGCUGAAGAAGAAUCGGCUGAACGACGCGUAUCAGGCUCUGCUCUUUGGCCGUAGUCUGGACGAGUUCGAAACGUGGAUGGACGAGGUGGAAACUCAGUUACAGUCGGAAGACCACGGCAAGGAUCUCUCGAGCGUGGCGAAUUUGCUGAAAAGACACACCAACUUGGAGAACGACGUUCUCGGUCACAACGAGGCGUGCGAGACCAUCAAGGAGACCGCCGCCAGCUUCCAGAAAUCGAAUCACUUCAUGUGCGACGAGAUUCAGGACAGAGCGUUAGUCACGAUCAAUCGGUAUCACAGUCUACAGGAACCGAUACAGAUUCGCAGGGACAAUUUGGAAGACGCGAAGCUGUUGCAUCAGUUCGCGAGGGACGUCGAGGACGAGUUGCACUGGCUAUCGGAGAAGGAACCGUUAGCUGCGAGCAACGAUUUGGGAAGCAGUUUGACCACAGUACAGCGAUUGCAAAAGAAACAUCACGCUCUGGAAGCAGAACUGUUGUCUAGAGAACCUGUAGUAGCUUCCUUGGUCAGUCGAGCGACUGUGAUGAUCAGGAGCGGACACUUCGCAGCAGACAAGAUCGAAAAGUUAUCUCAAGAAUUGCAGGCGAAAUUGUCACACUCGAGGGAUCUGGCGAGCGUCAGAAAAUUGAGAUUACUUGACGCCGUGGAAUCGCAAAUGUUUUACGCCGAAGCCGCGGAAGCUGAGCAGUGGAUAAGGGAGAAACAUCCACAAUUGUCGUCGACCGAUUACGGCAAAGAUGAAGACUCCGUACAGUCUCUGUUAAAGAAGUUAGAAGGCAUCGAACGCGACUUGUCCGGUUUUGAAAGCACAGUUGACAAUUUGAAGAAACUUUCACGUGGCCUAGUCGAGCGACAUCAUUUUGAUAGCAAGAAUAUUGCUCAGAAACAGACGGACAUUGAAUUAAAAUUCAAAGAAUUACAAAAAUUGAAGGAAUAUCGAUUACAGAGAUUAUCAGAGAGCGAGAAAUUCUACAAAUUCAUCAGACAGGCGGACGAAGUAAUCGAGUGGAUCGGGGAUCAAACAACUGUUGCCGCAUCGGAGGACUACGGCCGUGACGUCGAGCACGUGGAACUGCUGAUCCAAAUAUUUGAUAAUUUCCUAGCGGGACUAACAACCAGUGAAGGACGCGUAUCGGCUGUGCUUGAUCAAGGACAGCGAUUGAUUGACCAAAAUAAUCCCGAGAAGAAAAAGAUACUCUUGAAAAUAGACGAGACGAAGCAACAAUGGGAAGACUUGAAAGAACUGGCGCACGCUCGACAGGAGGCAUUAGCAGGCGCCAAGCAGGUUCACAUGUUUGAUAGAACAGCUGAUGAGACUAUCUCCUGGAUACAGGAGAAGGAAGCUGCUCUCAGCUCGGACGGCUACGGCCACGACCUGGAGACAAUUCAGGCGCUGGUAAGGAAGCAUCAGGGAUUCGAAACCGACUUGGCGGCUGUGAAGGAGCAAGUGGAAAGCCUGAUGGAGGAGGCGUCCAGGUUGAUCGAGCUGUUCCCGGACGCGCGUGUGCACAUUGACGUGAAGCAUCAGGAGGCGGAAGCGGCCUGGGCCGAAUUGCUGGAGAAGGCAGCGCAGAGGCGAAGUAAACUCGCACAAGCGGAGCAGUUGCAAGCGUACCUGGGCGAGUACAGAGAGCUGAUAUCCUGGAUCAACGAGAUGGUGGCCAAGGUGACAGCACCAGAGCUGGCCAGAGACGUUCCCGGCGCCGAGGCGUUGAUAUCCAGACACAACGAGUACAAGUCGGAGAUCGACACACGCGAGGAGGCUUUCGAGAAGUUCUACCGGACCGGGCAGGGUCUGAUCAAGCAGGGGCAUUUCCUGGCGAAGGAGAUUGAGGAUAAGAUAUCGGUGCUGCAGCAACGCCAACAAAUUCUGAAGGACACGUGGCAGCAGAGGAGGCACAUUUACGAUCAGAAUCUGGACACGCAGCUGUUCAAGAGGGACGCGGAGACUUUGGAGAACUGGAUAGUCAACAGGGAGCCAAUGUUGCAGGACGAAAAGCUGGGAGAGAGCAUAUCGCAAGUGGAGGAAUUAAUCAGGAAGCACGAGGAUUUCGAGAAGACCAUAGAGGCGCAGGAAGAGAGAUUCAGCGCGCUUCAACGAAUAACAAUGCUGGAGAAAGCCUUCCAAAAGCAGCAGGAAGCGGAGAUGGCCGCUCGCCAAGCGGAGAAAGAACGCAUAGAACGUGCGAGGAUCGAGGAACGGAAACGCAAAGAGGUGCAGAGGAUAACCGAGGAACGGAAACGCGAGGAAGAACGCAGGCGAUUAUUGGACAAUUCUCAUCGCACGCAACACGACGAAAUCAACGGCUCUGUCGACGAACACGAGUCUGCGAAUAUGCUAUCUCCGCUAAAGGGGGCAACUGCUGUCGAAACACCAGCACCUGCGACACCGCAGAAGUCUCACGGUCUAUCGCAUGUGUUCGGCGAAAAAUUAAGACGAGCGACUUCCGAUAUCAAGAGAGCUGAGAGCAUGAAAGUGGACACGAAGAAACCAAAACGAACCCCCAGCUUCACGACCAGACGACGAACGCAAAGCUUCAGGAAACUGCAACGAAUGGAGAACAUGGAUGCCUUGCGUCCCGUUGAAAUCCAGGGUCUCCUCGAGCGAAAGCACGAGCUUCAAAGCGCCGGCAAAAAGGCAGCCGUUCGAUCGUGGAAGCAAUAUUACACUGUUCUAUGCGGUCAGCUGCUAUGCUUCUUCAAGGACAUGGAAGACUUCUCGUUAAGCAAAGCCGCCACUGCUCCGAUAACCAUUUUUAAUGCCAUAUGCGAGAAAGCGGACGAUUACACGAAGAAGAAGAACGUGUUCCGACUGAAGUGCACGGACGGCUCGGAAUUCCUGUUUCUGGCACCGAGUCAGGAAGAGAUGGAAGACUGGGUUAACAAAAUAUCGUUCCACGCGAAGCUGCCGCCGAGCUUACAGCUUUUAAGCUAUGACGAGUCUCAGAAGCAAGAAAGUUUGCAGAGGCUGCAGAGCGCGGGGGAGGAUAACGCGUCUACCAGUAGCAGUCGCACUUCCACACCAGAGAUGGAGCGCAAGAACUCCGUGAUCAGGCGUGAUCCCGCCUCGCCGGGUCAACACCCGCCAAGCUCGGUGCAAAUAGAAUUCCUGCAGAUGCACCGACAGAAUCAACAACGGCGCAACGACGCGCAGAACGCCGAGGCAUUCCUUGCAUCGCAAAGAUCGGAACCGCAGACUCAGACGGAGUUCCUGCAGAUGCACAGGCAGCAGCAGCUGCUCGCGCAGCAACAGCUGAUGCAACAGGAGCAGCUGGCCAGUCAACGAGAUCAGUAUCAACAGAAUUCGGCGAUGCUGGGAACCGACAAACCGCCCAUACCACCACGAGGCGCUCCUCCACCCAUCCCUAUGCGAACACCUAGCUCAGAAAAUAUGAUGCAGUAUAGGCGCAACGACGUGGAACAUCACUUGCAACAAGGAAGGCCUAACGUCUACCAACGUAGCGCAACGUUAAAUCACAACGGAUCUGGGCAGUAUACGGCAAACGAGCCGCCGAUAUGGCACCGCCAGAGCAGCGUGGACCUCCCUAUGCAACAUCAAGAAUUAGCACCUCCUCUGCCAUUGAGUGCCCCUCCGCCAACCAGAAUGGCUCAGUGGAACACUCCUCAUGAUCCUGCGUACGGGAACGUGCCAGUAAACAUCAGACAGGGUAUGCAACAACAAAAUAACGCUUUUGCAAGCAGACCGACAUCGUUACCGCCUUAUGUUGCGCCGCCAGCAGCUCCGCAAACGUCUCCUCCAAACAUCACGGUAGUGGAUGGCAGAAGAGCGUCAGAAAGCGGAUCGGAAAGCGAGCAAAGCUCGGGCGGAAAUCGGAAGGACCGCGACUACAAGCGAAGUUCCGUGUUGAGCAAUCUAUUCGGAAGACGCAAGAAGCCCUCUCAAUCCUAACGCAAACAUAGGAAACUUUCGCAAAGAGCGCUUGUAGCACGACGAUUUUUGUAGCCAUCGCAAACCGUACUUAAAAUGGCGCAAAACAAUUCCUGAUCUUCCUCGUACAACGAAGCCUCUCCGGGAUACUGUCGGAGAUUUCGGUAUCACGGCGCUUUUGCGAAAUAUCUAUACAGUAUAUAGUAUCUUCUGUAAAUGCUACAGUAACUUCACUUACAAUUCGUAUGUUUAUUAUAAUGAUGAAUGACGUUACGCUACAAUACCAAAUGCGAAUCAAUGUGUAGCAAAUUUUCGAACGUUCACGAUUAAGAUCGAUGAAUAAUUAAUUAAAAUGUUUGAACUUCCUGCUUGCGAAUGUGACAACAAAUAAAAAAUUUAAAUUAGGAAUCGAUAUUCGUCGAAAAUAUGAAUUUGAUAAAAUUAUUUGAGAAUAAUUUCCGAUCUUGUCGAAUAGUUGUUCUUUUCUUGUAUACGCAAAGAUAUCUCGGUGGAAAGAUAUGUUCACAACAGUUUAAAAUGCUUAUCAACCAUCAUAGUCCCGAGGAUUAAUUGGCAAAUCCUGUCAAUUGUCAUGAAAUAUACUUUCCAUACGCUACUGUUAACGUUAGACAAUACAUUUCGAAAUAUUAUUAUAUGUUAGAAAUACUAUAGUGAAACUAAAUACGCAAAUAUACAGUUGUACUAUUUAUUUGUACAUAUUAAUAUAAUAAUAAGCAAUCCACACAAAGAGGAGCAUCCUUAGGGACUAUGAGAGAGUUGAAAAUGCUAUACUAAAAAUUUAAUUAUUUUGCCAGAAAGAAAGAGAACAAAUCCAUAUAAAUAUAUUAACUUCAUCAUGAUUAAAUUUUGAUACUUAACGUUAUAGUUUCUGAAUCUAAUAAGCUCUUACGAAGAGACGAAUCUUAAAUUGCUACGAUAAUGUCUAUCAUUGAUUAAUUUACGAACUGAUUGCUUAUGAAAGUACCACACAACGACGUUUUGUAAUAUAAAAAAUUAUAAUCCCGUAAAAAAAAAAGAUGAGAUGACCAUUGCCGAGUUUAUUUGAGAUGUACCUGACUUUAUAAACGAAGUUCAAGUAGUAGGAUGACUUUCGGAGAUUAUCUUUUUCCUUUCUUUUUUUUUAAGUUAAAAAAUAUCAGCAGAGACGUGAAAAUGCCAGGUGGGCGUAAUGUUUAAGUUGUAGAUGUCAUAAUAUAUGUUGCAAAUAUUAUAUUUUUGAGAAGAUCCACAUGUGGGACCAAUGAUCCUCUAAUGUAUUAGAUACCAGAGUUAUGUUAGACGUAAUAAUUUUUUGACGUGCAAGAAGAGAGAAAAAGAAAUGUUAUAUUCUCGAGUGUUAUACUAUUUUUACGAUUAUGGCAAUGUUACGAGAAGAGUGUAAAGUGUAUUUAAUACAGUUUAAAAAUCGUGUACUAUGUAAGCGUGUGUCACCGCUGUCCCGCAUGUAGUUACAGAGAGAGGAGGUCAAAAUACAUUGUACUAUUAUAUAUAAAA